Messenger RNA from Puma concolor (puma), 3006 nucleotides. The record is from RefSeq and is a predicted model, not a curated record. Lineage: Eukaryota; Metazoa; Chordata; Mammalia; Carnivora; Felidae.
AUGUCCGCGCAGAGCCUACUCCACAGUGUCUUCUCCUGCUCCUCGCCGGCCUCGGGCGGCGCGGCCUCGGCCAAGGGCUUCUCCAAGAGGAAGCUGCGCCAGACCCGCAGCUUGGACCCGGCCCUGAUCGGCGGCUGUGGGGGCGAGGCGGGCGUGGAGGGCAGCUCGCGGGGGGCCACCGGGGGCCGCCUGUGUUCCGCGCUGCCCCCGGCCGAGGGUCUCAGCCCGCGCUCGGCGUCCUCUCCUCGGGGCCCACACCCCCGGGCCAGCCGACUCCCGCCCCCUAGACCCCUCUGCUCAUCCCACUCCACGCCCAGCACCCCUCAGGAGAAGUCACCGUCUGGCAGCUUCCACUUUGACUAUGAGGUCCCUCUGGGUCGCGGCGGCCUCAAGAAGAGCAUGGCCUGGGACCUGCCCUCAGUCCUGGCCGGGCCCGGCAGUGGCCGCAGCGCCAUCCUCUGCUCCUCGGGGGGUGGCCCCAAUGGCAUCUUCGCUUCUCCCCGGAGGUGGCUCCAGCAGAGAAAGUUCCAGUCCCCCCCCAACAGCCACAGCCACCCCUACGUUGUAUGGAAGUCCGAGGGUGAUUUCACCUGGAACAGCAUGUCGGGCCGCAGUGUGCGGCUGAGAUCAGUUCCCAUCCAGAGUCUCUCUGAGCUGGAGCGGGCCCGGCUGCAGGAAGUGGCUUUCUAUCAGUUGCAGCAGGACUGUGACCUGAGCUGUCCAAUCACCAUUCCCAAAGAUGGGCAGAAGAGAAAGAAAUCUUUGAGAAAGAAACUGGAUUCACUAGGAAAGGAGAAAAACAAAGACCGAGAAUUCAUCCCACAGGCAUUUGGAAUGCCCUUAUCCCAAGUCAUUGCAAAUGACCGGGCCUAUAAACUCAAGCAGGACUCACAGAGGGACGAACAAAAGGACGCGUCCGAUUUCGUGGCUUCCCUCCUCCCAUUUGGAAAUAAAAGACAAAACAAAGAACUCUCAAGCAGUAACUCAUCUCUCAGCUCCACCUCGGAAACACCAAAUGAGUCAACGUCCCCGAACACUCCAGAACCGGCUCCUCGGGCCAGGAGGAGGGGUGCGAUGUCAGUGGAUUCUAUCACAGAUCUUGACGACAGUCAGUCUCGACUACUAGAAGCUUUACAACUCUCCUUGCCUGCGGAGGCUCAUAGUAAAAAAGAGAAAGCCAGAGAUAAGAAACUGAGUCUGAAUCCCAUUUACAGACAGGUCCCCAGGCUGGUGGACAGCUGCUGUCAGCAUCUAGAAAAACACGGCCUCCAGACAGUGGGGAUAUUCCGAGUUGGAAGCUCAAAAAAGAGAGUGAGACAAUUACGUGAGGAAUUUGACCGCGGGGUCGAUGUCUCUCUGGAGGAAGAGCACAGCGUUCAUGAUGUGGCUGCCCUGUUGAAGGAGUUCCUGAGGGACAUGCCGGACCCCCUUCUCACCAGGGAGCUGUACACGGCCUUCAUCAAUACUCUCUUGUUGGAGCCAGAGGAACAACUGGGUACCUUGCAGCUUCUCAUCUACCUUCUACCUCCCUGCAACUGCGACACGCUCCACCGACUCCUCCAGUUCCUCUCCAUGGUGGCCAGGCACGCCAACGACAACGUCAGCAAAGAUGGGCAAGAGGUCACUGGGAACAAAAUGACAUCUCUAAACUUGGCCACCAUAUUUGGACCCAACCUGCUGCACAAGCAGAAAUCCUCAGACAAAGAAUUCUCGGUCCAGAGUUCAGCCCGGGCUGAGGAGAGCACAGCCAUCAUCGCUGUGGUACAGAAGAUGAUUGAAAAUUAUGAAGCCCUGUUCAUGGUUCCGCCAGAUCUCCAGAACGAAGUCCUGAUCAGCCUGUUGGAGACCGACCCCGAUGUGGUGGACUAUUUACUCAGAAGGAAGGCCUCCCAGUCAUCAAGCCCUGACAUGCUGCGGUCGGAAGUUUCAUUUUCUGUGGGAGGAAGGCACUCAUCCACCGACUCCAACAAGGCCUCCAGCGGAGACCUCUCCCCUUAUGACAACAACUCCCCAGUGCUGUCCGAGCGCUCCUUGCUGGCUAUGCAAGAGGACGCGGCCCCGGGGGGCUCAGAGAAGCUUUACAAAGGGCCGGAGCAGUAUGUGCUGGUGAGCCACUUGCCAUCGUCGAAAUCAAGGGAGAGUUCUCCUGGACCAAGGCUUGGCAAAGAUAUGGCAGAGGAGCCUUUCAAUAUCUGGGGAACUUGGCAUUCAACAUUAAAAAGUGGAUCCAAAGACCCAGGAAUGACAGGUUCCUAUGGAGACAUUUUUGAAAGUAGCUCCCUGCGACCGGGGCCAUGUUCCCUUUCUCAGGGGAACCUGUCCCCGAAUUGGCCUCAGUGGCACGGGAGCCCCACAGAACUGGAACGUGGCCGGCAGGUCAUUCGGAGGACUCAGACCACGGCCACCGUGGUGGAGUGCACGGCCUGCCCUCCCGUGUCGCGGGUCUGCAGCACGCCCCACAUCCAGGGCGGCGGCAGGAGACCCGAGCAGGCCAUGCCCAAAGCAGGGCGGUAUUUGACUCUGGGCAGUGCCGAAGACCUCACCCAGAGCGAGCCAGGCACCGCCUGGCCGCAGAGCAGAGCCAAGCCCUGGCACCAGAGACCUCGAGAGGGCGAGAAGCGUGACAAGAGGCCUCCUCCUCCUUAUCCUGGUCCAGGGAAGCAAGCUUUGGCGUCAGCCCGCCAGCCUGCCGAGUCACUGCUGUGGAGGCCUCAGAGGCCCGAAGAAGGUUCCAGAACAGCUUCGGAAGAGCCUCGGGCCACUGAGCAAAACCCGAGCACUGCCUACUCCGGUCCCGCCGGCGAUCAGAACAGCAAGACUUUGGGCGACCCCGACUGGCUCGACUGGCAGAGAGAGCGGUGGCAAAUCUGGGAGCUCUUGUCCACCGACAACCCCGACGCCCUCCCGGAAACACUGGUCUGAGCCCGCCCGAGUUCGCGCCCCCACGUCCCAAACAGCCUUCUUUCACUCAGUAGGGAAAAAAGGUGGUGUGAGACAAUUGGACAC